Molecule: messenger RNA, 1850 nt
Organism: Oreochromis aureus
Lineage: Eukaryota; Metazoa; Chordata; Actinopteri; Cichliformes; Cichlidae
Exons: 11
Coding region: 24-1802 (592 amino acids)
Source: RefSeq, a predicted model, not a curated record
UGAGCUGCACCAGCUGUGGCCUAAUGUGGUCCCCCUCAGUUAAGGACAUCCUGGGUAGUGGAUAUUGGCCUGGCACCUUAAAUUUCUGCACCCUGUUUUCAAUGGAUGUCUUUCAGUCUUUCUAUGAUAUUAAGAAGGCUGCACCAGGGAUGUCACUUAAGGCAUUUGUCAAAAUGCUGGAUGAAAGAACAGCCCAUUUUGGAAGGACUGGCCGAAUAUCAGCUGAUGCCUUCAGUAAAAGUUUCUUGGAGUGGAGUGCUGUAAAGUUUGAGGUGGACAGGAUGUGCAAGGAGCCAUGCUUUAGCUGCCCUGCCUGCACUCCAGACAUGCUUGCCGUCUCAGUUGAUGGAAACCGUAAGCUUUAUCGCUUUCAAUCUAAUGCAAGCACUUCAGAGCAGGGGAACUUUGAAGGUGUCUUCAUUGAAAAAGAUGAGGACGUUGCUGAGUUUGUGAAAUACAUCCAGAGACACACAAGUCAUGUCCCGGGGAAAGGGUUGUGCGGAUCUUCAUCUUGGACUGCAGCAAAGGAGUCGUCCAAAAAGUCCACUGGGAAGUUGGAUGAAGAGGGCAUGGAAAUAGCUGUUUGUCGCCACGGAGUCCUCUUAGCUGCAUUGAACAUGUUUCGAGGGGAGAUCUUUGCUUACCCCCUUUUUCUCCAGAGGAAGUUGGCAGCUAACGUCCCAGGACAUAUUACGUUCCUUUGCUCCGAUGUGGCCUGUAAAUAUUUCCCCUAUUUAACCAAGGUGGCUCAGCAGUGCCCUGAGCUGAGGAACCUCUUGUCAAUGCGUCCUUUUCUCUCCGUCAUGCAUGCAAAGGCUCACACUUGGAAAUGCGAGAUCAAAUGGGGAGGUGCGUUUCAGGAUGGGGCCGGUUCAACAGUUGGAGAAGAGGUGGAACAAGUAAACAGUUUCCUGUCUAGGGCGGCCAUCACAACGAAGUACAUGUCUAAAGCAGGGCAAACAGACAUGCUGACCCUCCUGGCUUUGGGUUGGAACAAAAGGAAAGUGGAACAACUGGGCCGCACUUUGAGCCAGAGAUAUCUCAAGAUCAUAAGGAUCCUUAGAGAACAAGUGGAGAGCCUGAAUGUGACCAAAAAUGAGCUGGGUGUGGAUGACGACACACUGCAGCAAUGGGUGGCCGAUGUGCAGAAAUGGGCUGAAGAAACUGAUCAAACUGAUGGCAGCCUUGGAGCGUUGCAGGCACGAAUAGAGGAGCUUGUCGUCAUCAUCAGAGUGCGAACACAAAGUCUUUACAGACAAAAUGAUAGCAACAAGAGGCGACACAGAAUUCGCAAGGUCAUCUUAGUUGAGAAGAAACGCUUGGCGGCUGCUGUUGACGACUACAACAAGCUUGCUGAACCAACAAAGCAAAUCGUAUCCAGUGAUGCCCUCAUCCAGACCGAUAUUUGGCCCUGGCAGAGCACAAGUGAACCUGCUGCUGAACUCCAGACAAAGAGAAAGGUCUUUGAGAAGGUGAUGGCUGUGAGGCGCCUGAGAGAGGAGGAGAUGAUCCUUUGCAGGGAGAUGCGGCAUCACUGGACAGUGUUGCGAAUGCGAUCUGUGGUGUUGGGGACAAUCUCCUCAGACUCCUCCCUUGUUGGCAUGUCGGAGGAUGCACAGAAGGGACUCCGUAGCCUGGUUUUAAAAAAACAAAGUGAACUGAAAGCUGAAAUGCUCAAAGUAAAGGACAUGUACAAGAGAAUCCUCAGCCACCAACCACUCCUGGAAAUGGACUCGGAGGAGGAGGAGGACAUUCCAGACGAUGCCACUGAGAGUGAUUUGAGCACUUCUGAUGAAGACUGAUUGUGUCAUCCUUGAUGUUAUUUUUGGUAAAAUAAAAAGUUAAUCACA